UCGCGAGGAGGGGCUUCCUCAUCGAUGGUCAGGAAGGCGGGACGGAAGAUGGAGCUGCGGCGGCGCCGACUAGGUGCGGGAGGAGGCGGGGAGAGGAAGGAUUGUGUUGCCAAUGUUGCAGCCACCCCUAAUGCGACGCCGCAGCUGCAAUAGAGGACGAGAUUGCGGGUCGAGGUGUCCAUUCGGUCGUGGCUGUGGUCAGGGUGAGGCUCAUUGGCGUUUGGUGGGGUUCUUGAAGCUGCGGGUCCGCAUUCAUCACGGAAAAGCAAUAAUCCGACAAGCAUAACAACGGCUCUCCCCGCUGGCCGACCAUCCCCACACAAAACUCAAUCAGAACUCGCUAUGAACCGUCUCGCCAUCGUACCACGCUCUCUGCUCCGAACAGGUCUUCGGAGGCUCGCCGUCACUCCCUCCAGGCCCCACCUCGUCCUGCCGCUCCUCACCCGCGCAGCCUUCAGCACUACUCCCAUUCCGGCGGCCAAAAAGAAAGCCUCUCGCGAAGCGGCCGUCGCCUCCGCCGCAGAAGAUGCGCCCACCGCGGAAGUUAUCGACUUCGAUGCGCAAUUCGACAAACUCGAGAGCGACAUCGCGCGCAUCGCCGACCGGCUGAAAGACGACCUCAGCAAGCUGCGUGCUGGCCGUGCCGACCCAAGUAUCCUCGAGGGGCUGGACGUAGUGGUCGAUAAGGCCCAGGGAGAUGCCGUCCCGCUGAGGGAUGUGGCUCAUGUGGUCACCAAGGGGAGGGGGCUGGCCGUGACGGUGUAUGAAGCGGCGAAUGUCAAACGCGUCGUCUCUGCCAUCCAAAUCGCGGAUCUGAAUCUGCAGCCAGUGGUGGAUGCGAAAAACCCCCAGCUGGUGAAUGUACCGCUUCCUCCGCCGACGAGGGACAGCAGGGAUGCUAUGGUUAAGCAGUCGAAGGAUGUUGGACACAAGGCCCUAGAUGCGCUGAAGAAUGCGAGGCUGGCCACGCAUAAGAAGAUCCAGGCGACUAAGAAGACGGUCCGUCCGGAUGACCUGAAGAAGGCGGAUAAGAAGAUGGAGGAUAUUGUCAAGAAGAGGAAGGCAGAGCUGGAGGCAGUUAUUGCGGCGGCGCAGAAGGGGAUUAUGGAGGCUUAAGGGAUGAGGGAUGAAUUGAGUGCUUGUGAAGGACAUGUAGAUAUCAACGUCGAGAUCUACUGUUCCCGCAACCCAGA
Messenger RNA from Tricharina praecox, 1193 nucleotides. Its product is annotated as ribosome recycling factor-domain-containing protein. Gene Ontology annotation, biological process: translation. Gene Ontology annotation, molecular function: ribosomal large subunit binding. Gene Ontology annotation, cellular component: mitochondrion. The record is from RefSeq and is a predicted model, not a curated record. Lineage: Eukaryota; Fungi; Ascomycota; Pezizomycetes; Pezizales; Pyronemataceae. The transcript has 3 exons. The coding region runs from base 343 to 1116 and encodes 257 amino acids.